Molecule: messenger RNA, 1513 nt
Organism: Paramecium sonneborni
Lineage: Eukaryota; Ciliophora; Oligohymenophorea; Peniculida; Parameciidae
Source: the annotation of a GenBank genome assembly
AUGAGAAUCAUUAGGCAGAAAAGAAUGAAUCUGAUGACUUUUUCAUUUAGUAAUUCUAUGUUGAGUGCCUGUCUACAUUUUCAUAUUAUAUAGAAUCCAAAGGUGAAGUAGCUGUAAUAGAUCCUUUAAGAGAUAUCCAUUAAUAUAUGUAUGAUGUUCAAUAAAAAAAUAAGUGAAUUGGCGAAAAAUAGAAAUGCUUAAAUCAAAUGGAUACUUGAAACACAUUUCCAUGCCGAUUUUGUUAGUGGACACAGAGAAUUGUAAAAUUUGACAGGGGCAACAAUAGUUUAUGGUCCAACAGCGGUUGCGAACUAUCCUAUAAAAGAAGGAAAAGAUGGAGAGUUACUUCCUUUAGGAAAUGUAUAAAUAAGAAUAGAUCAUACUCCUGGUCAUACAAUGGAAUCAAGUUGUUUUGUUUUAGUCCAUAAUGGAAAGGAUCACUCAGUCUAUACAGGAGAUACACUAUUUUUAGGUGAAGUUGGAAGACCAGAUUUAGCUGUAAAGGUUGGAGAAUUGACUGUUGAAAUGUUAGCAACAUAUCUUUAUGAUUCUUUAAGAAAUAAAGUCAUGAAACUAAAUGAUGAUGUAAUUGUUUAUCCAGGACAUGGAGCAGGAUCAUCUUGUGGAAAAUCUAUUGGAGCUGGGAAAUGUUGUACAAUAGGUAUGUAAAAGAAAAACAAUUAUGCUCUCUAAGACAUUUCGAAAGAGCAAUUUAUUUAAUAAGUUCUUACAGGAAUGCCAAAACCACCACAAUAUUUCUUUCAUGAUGCUAAAUUAGUAAUUUUAGAAAAUUAUUAUAUAGAAUAAAAGUGGGCCAAGUGAUUUUUCUUCAAUUCUAACUUAAGUGCAAAAAGCAUUAACUUUUGAACAAUUUAUGAACUAUGUAAAGUAGGGAGCUUUAAUUCUAGACACAAGACCUAAUAUUUAAGAAGGUGUAAUUAAAGGAGCUAUUAAUGUUACAUUUAUGUCUGGUUUAGUAAAUUUUGUUGGCUCUAUUAUUAAACCAGAUACUUAAUUAGUUAUUAUUGGAAAGGAUGGAGAAGCUAAAGAUUCUAUUCUAAGAUUAUUAAGAAUUGGCUAUGAUAAUAUAUUUGGAUAUUUGGAAGGAGGAUUUGAAGCAUAUAAAAAUAAUGGAGGGGAAUUGGCAACAAAAGUAUAAAUAGUUGGAGUGGAAGAGUUAUGCAAUAUUGAUGAUAAUAGAGGUAAAAAGAAGUAAUAUAAAUAAAUUAGAUGAUCAUGUAUUUGUAGAUGUUAGAGGAAUAGGAGAAUUGAGAGAGACUGGAUUUGUAAAGGGUGCAAUUUGUAUUGCUUUACCUGAGUUAGAAGGGAAUGUAGAUAAGAUUCCUAGAGAUAAGAAAUUACAUAUAUAUUGUAAAUCAGGAUGGAGAGCAAAAAUAGCAAUGAGUAUAUUAGUGAGAAAUGGAUUUGAGAGUAUAAUGAUUACUUAAGAUGGGGGAUUUGAAGAUAUGUGGGCAAAAAAGUUAAUAGAGAGAGAUUAGAUGUGAUGAUGAUG